AUGACUAAUUGAGAAAUCGUACCUUACCAAGUUACUUGGUAUUUACUUAAGCAUGAGUGCAAGAGCUAUAUAUGGUCCCACCCCACGGGCGAAACAGGCAUAGUACAUGAUAGUUCAAUCAUCAAUGCAUAACAUCCACAAUACUUAUAUAUUCUUAAAUACGAUUUUAUUGAACUAUAUACUUGUAUGUAGCACCAAAUAUAUAAUUGGACUUACCUAAUUAUAUUGUUUUAAGAGUUUAGGGAAGAAAUAUAAAAUGAGAGGUACAGAAGAUGUUGUUGAUUACAAGUUUUCUGAUGGUGAUGAAGAUCAACUAUUUGAUGAUGAUGGCAAUCCCAAAAGAACUGGGACUAUAUGGACAGCAAGUGCACACAUUAUAACAGCAAUCAUAGGAUCUGGAGUUCUUUCACUAGCAUGGGGCACGGCACAGCUUGGAUGGGCAGGGGGACUCGUAACACUAGUAACGUUUUCGUUUAUCACGUACUAUACUUCAAAUCUCCUAGCAGAUUGUUACAGAUUCCCUGAUUCUGUCACUGGAAAAAGAAAUCAUUCAUAUAUGGAAGAGGUUCGCGCCAAUUUAGGCAGAGUAAACUGCAUUGCUUGUGGGAUAGUGCAGUAUGCCAAUUUAAGUGGAAUGGUAAUUGGUUACACAAUUACUGCAUCAAUAAGCAUGGUGGCAGUGCACAAGUCUAACUGUUUCCACAGCAAAGGCCAUUCUGCUUCUUGCAAGUUCAGCAAUAAUCCUUAUAUGAUUGGUUUGGGAACAUUUGAGAUAUUUUUGUCACAAAUUCCUAACUUUCAUAAGCUCACAUAUUUGUCAACUGUUGCCGCGAUUAUGUCUUUUGGGUAUUCCUCAAUAGGCAUUGGACUUGCUCUUGCCAGGAUCAUCUCAGGCAAAGGAGGGAGGACAACUUUAACUGGAGUGGAGGUAGGAAUAGAUGUAACAGUUGCUGAUAAAGUAUGGAGGACAUGUAGAGCCCUUGGAGAUAUCGCGUUUACAUACAGUUUCUCUGCAGUCCUUGUUGAAAUACAGGAUACGCUCAAAUCGGAACCACCAGAGAAUAAGGUGAUGAAGAAGGCCAAUGCAAUAUCAGUGUUCACAACCACAACAUUUUACAUGUUGUGUGGUACCUUAGGCUAUGCUGCAUUUGGGAAUGAUGCACCUGGUAACAUGUUAACUGGAUUCGGGUUUUACGAGCCUUUUUGGCUAGUAGACUUGGCCAACAUCUUCAUCGUUAUUCAUUUAGCUGGCGCAUAUCAGAUAUUUACUCAGCCUGUAUUCUUAUUGAUCGAGUCAUCGGCCCAGAAGAAAUGGCCCAACUCAAUAUUUGUCAACUCAGAGUACCCCAUCAAAAUUGGCAACAAAACAGUGUUAAGCCUAAACUUACUUAGGCUAACUGCAAGGACCAUGUUUGUGGUGUUAGCAACCACAUUAGCAAUGGCAAUUCCCUUCUUCAACGACUUCCUCUCGCUGCUCGGGUCAAUCGGAUUUUGGCCACUGACUGUAUAUUUCCCAGUGGAGAUGCACAUUGCUCAAAGAAAGAUCAAAAGACGGUCAAUGAAGUGGUGUAUGCUACAACUUCUUAAUUUUCUCUGCUUGCUUGUUUCCUUGGCUGCUGCUGCUGGGUCUAUCCAGGGGGUUAGCCAAGGUCUUCGUACGUCCAAGCCUUUUCAAUAUAAAGUAUAAAAUACCAAGUAAUAAAACUUGGUUUUUUUCGAAGUUAUAACAAGUCUUGUAUCUAAUAUAUACGCCUCUACCAUCUAAUUAUUGGUACUAAAUCAAACCUAACAACAUGACAAUAUGAAAUUAUCCGGGCUUCCUAAUAUUUUAUUUCUUACUUAAAAUAAUAAUAAAAAAAAAUCUAAUAUGACGUAACCAAUUUUACUCGAGAGGUUGUUAUAUACAUCCGAGUGUACCAUACACCCAUGAGUAUUUGUUUUCAAUUUGAUGAUUGUUUGUUAUUUUAUCAUCAAAUGAAGAACAAAAACUAACCUUAAGUUAGUUGGGUGUAAGCUAGGUAUAUAUAACAAAUUCUAAUUUUGCUUAGGGGAGGUGUUCAACAGUUCAAGUUAUUCUAUGAUGCAACAACCUAUUUGUUUGGGCUCAGAUUGUUGUCAUGCAGUUAUUAUCAUAGUCCAGGACUGUUGGCCCUCUAUGCUAUGCUCAUUGGGCUUCAUCCAAGUCCACCUCACACUCCCAGGCCCGUUAAGGAUAGAGUGAUGGAUUAAGAUUUUUUUGACACAAAUGGAUUAAGAUUAAUAAAACGUGUUUAGUUAAUCUUUAGAACUAUUAAAAGUUAGAUUUAUUAGUUCAAAAUGUAGGAGUCCUUUUUUUAUUUUAUUUUAUUAUUUUUUUUUUUUUUGGUAUUUCUUUUUAGGUGUUGACUAAAGAUGAGGGUUUGUAAAUGAGAUAAUGCUACUUAAAAAGAAAUGAGCUUUCCCUAUAGUUAUCUAAUUGUUAUUUACGUACUCCCUCCGUCCCUAAAUUACAUUCAUGUUUUGCUCUAUUAUGUGAGGAAUAAAUGCUAGAAACAGGAAUGUAAUUUAGGGACGGAGGGAGUAAUAAAAUUUUGAAAUUCUGGAUAGUAAUACUUUCUUAUUUUGCAACACAGUUUAUAGUUGAAUCAAUUCUUUAGGUUUUUUUUUUUAAAAAAAAAAAUAACUUUAGGAUUCGUUUGGUAUCGCUUUGGUUUUUAAAAUCAUACGAUAUAUAUCAUAUAAUGAAUAAAAAAUUAGUCAAAUUUAUAAA
Molecule: messenger RNA, 2749 nt
Organism: Chenopodium quinoa (quinoa)
Lineage: Eukaryota; Viridiplantae; Streptophyta; Magnoliopsida; Caryophyllales; Amaranthaceae
Product: amino acid permease 8-like
Exons: 7
Coding region: 257-1687 (476 amino acids)
Cellular component (GO): plasma membrane
Source: RefSeq, a predicted model, not a curated record